AUGGAGUACGAUACCAAAACCCCUCAAUGGCAAACCUCAGACAAGCUAUCCUUCGCGUAUCCCUCUGCUCGCGACCGAUGGCCUGUGAUACUCGUACGCAUGCUCACUAAAUGGCAUAUGAAGACAAUACAGCUGACCGAGAUUAAGACCCAAGGCAUCGACGACGUCCAUCGCGCUGUCAGUGACGCCACCGAUCCCGUAGCACAGAAAGAAGGCAAGGCAAUUAUCGAGCAAUUGGCGAAGCUCAAGUAUGAGCUCCAGCACAAUAGGAAUCUAACCCCUCUUGAGGAAGACGGAUAUCCUGACAUCGCAGAAUAUAACAAAGAGCUCGAGCAGCGCGGGAGUCCACAAUGGUUCGACGUGACUUGGCUGUAUUCCGAAUGCUACAUACGUAUGAGCAACUUCUUCAAACUUUCUACAAAGUGGAAGAACUACGACCUCUUCGCCAAGCAGAAAAUGUCUGGCUUCCAUUCCUCUCGACGCGCCGUCAUCGAAUUGGCUACACGCUACAAGGACAUUGUAACGCAGCUAGAGACCAAGCACACUUUGCAAGGUGCCAAAUCGCCCGAAGAGCUGGAACAAGCCGAAAAGGUACUGUUCUCGGAGAUGUGCGAGAUCUGCCUAUGGGGAAAUGCCACAGAUCUUUCUUUGAUGACCAACUUGUCAUCAGUGGAUUUCUCUAAGAUUCAAGGAGCAGCAGCAAGGAAAGCGUCGGAGAAGAAUGUACUUGCGAAUGAUCUUGGUGCUGCAUUUGAAGCAUUAAACAAUGCGAAGAAAGCAAACAUCCCCGACAGACGCGUGGACUUUGUUCUUGAUAACGCAGGUUUUGAGCUCUUUGUCGAUCUCAUACUUGCUAGCUACCUUCUCGCCGCAGGUCUAGCUACCUCAGUCGUCCUCCACCCCAAGAACAUCCCAUGGUUCGUAUCAGAUGUAACACCCAAGGACUUUGGAGACCUGCUCAGUGUCCUCGCCGAUCCACAAGCCUUCUAUUCCUCGGAAUCAGAGGACGAUAAGCGCAACGGCACAAAGCCCGACCCUCUAUCCGACAAAGAGAUUGAGGAGAUCCAAUUCCUGUUCCAACACUGGGGACGUCUCCACGGCGAAGGCGGGCUCGUCAUCCGUCCAAAUCUGUUCUGGACCGGUCCAGGCAGCUUCUGGCGCCUGCCUAAGGUCGAACCAGAGCUCUACAAUGACCUCAAGGCAAGCCAGCUGGUUAUUUUUAAGGGUGACCUCAACUAUCGUAAACUGACAGCCGACGCCAUGUGGGAUCCCGCCACACCUUUCUCCGAAGCCAUCGGUCCUCUGGGCCCAGGCUCGGGCCUCCGUGUGAUGACACUGCGCACUUGUAAGGGCGACGUCAUCUGUGGUCUGCCAAAAGGCAAGGACGAGGAGCUACGUGCCACUGAUAACGAUACCAGUGGUGCGAGAAAAUGGGCGUGGACUGGUAAGUAUGCCGUAAUCCAAUUCAAUAAUGGUAAAGCUUAA
This is a messenger RNA of Pseudovirgaria hyperparasitica, 1485 nucleotides long. Its product is annotated as DUF89 domain-containing protein. Gene Ontology annotation, cellular component: cytoplasm; nucleus. The coding region runs from base 1 to 1485 and encodes 494 amino acids. The record is from RefSeq and is a predicted model, not a curated record. Gene Ontology annotation, molecular function: phosphatase activity. NCBI's taxonomy places the organism in Eukaryota, Fungi, Ascomycota, Dothideomycetes, Acrospermales, Acrospermaceae. The transcript has 5 exons. Gene Ontology annotation, biological process: DNA damage response.